Molecule: messenger RNA, 4404 nt
Organism: Humulus lupulus (European hop)
Lineage: Eukaryota; Viridiplantae; Streptophyta; Magnoliopsida; Rosales; Cannabaceae
Exons: 9
Coding region: 308-4126 (1272 amino acids)
Biological process (GO): protein phosphorylation; signal transduction
Cellular component (GO): cytoplasm
Molecular function (GO): protein kinase activity; protein binding; ATP binding
Source: RefSeq, a predicted model, not a curated record
UUGCUGAUGCUGAGAUGAGAUGAGAGAGAAAUCCAUGGCUUAAUUUCUAGUUUUAUCUCCAAAACACAAAGUCAAGCUAAGCUAAGCAAAUACUCUCUCCCAUAUCCUUCAUUCUUCUUCUCGCCAACUCCACACUUCAUUCGAUCCCCGUCUCCAGGUUAUUCUGGUGAGGAUUGAGUAAUCUCCAUGGGAAGAAGGUUCUAUGCAGGUGACGUUUGUAGCUGUUUGCAAUUCAAAACAUGCUCGUGUCUCAUGGUCUUGGUGUCACAGCUUGGACGUUUCUUCAUGUGAAUGAAUUUAACAAAAAAUGGACAGAAAUCUGGGAAAAGGGGCCAUGGAUCAACAGAAAAACUAUGAACAAGUUCGGUACAGCAACAUGGAACCAAGAAAUGAUGGACAUGGGUCUACCAAUCAAAGAUAUUUUCAGGAUCCAUCCAGUAAUAUUAAUACGAACUUGAGGCCACCAGGUUACAAUGUGUCUGUUGGAACUAGACCUGGGCUGAAUUUCUCCAUUCAGACUGGCGAGGAAUUUGAGUUUAUGCGGGAAAGGGUGAAUCCCAGGCAACAUUUUGUUCCAAAUGCUUAUGGUGGUGAUGCUAACAGUGCUCCUGCUUAUAUGAAUCUUAAUGGGAUACUGGGAAUCAGCCACGCAGCUUCUGAAAGUGGAUCUGAUAUCUCUAUGAUUAAUUCUUUGGAGAAAUCUCAUGCCCAGGAUUUUGAGAGGAAAGGAUCUUCUGUAAAUGAAGAGAAGAGUUACCAUGAUUCUGUACGAUCCGUACCACAAACCUCAUCACGUAGUGAUAUUGGUCGUGGAUUUCACGGUUAUGUCUCUUCAGGAGCAUCUCAAAGCUCAUCCACAAAGGUGAAGUUCCUUUGCAGCUUUGGUGGAAAAAUUUUGCCUCGUCCAAGUGAUGGAAGACUUAGAUAUGUUGGAGGUGAAACACGUAUUAUAAGGAUAAGCAAGGAUAUAUCCUGGCAAGAACUAAUGCAGAAAACAUUGACCAUAUACAACCAAACGCAUACAAUAAAAUAUCAGCUUCCUGGUGAGGAUCUUGAUGCAUUGGUUUCUGUUUCUUGUGAUGAAGAUCUGCAGAACAUGAUGGAGGAAUGCCUGCAUGGUGGGGGAUCACAGAAACCUCGUAUAUUCCUGUUUUCUAGUGCCGAUUUGGAGGAUGUACAGCUUGGUCUGGGAAGCAUGGAGGGUGACUCUGAGAUCCAGUAUGUAGUUGCUGUAAAUGGUAUGGAUCUAGGCUCGAGAAAGAACUCAUUUGCUUUAGCAAGCACUUCUGGUAGCAAUUUGGAUGAGCUACUCGGUCUAAAUGUUGAAAGGGAGCAUCCUUCACCUGAAUUAGCUGGUACGAGUACUGUGGCUUCUGCAAUCCAUUUGCCUUCAUCGACUCGUCAAUCUUCUCAGACGAUGCUUCCUAGUUUAACUAGUGCUUAUGAAUCUAAUACACAGGCUUACUGGGGAUUUAAUAUGCGUCCGGGAGAAGCUGCCCUACAUCCUUCAUCAACAUUCCAACCUAUGGGAAGCUUCUCUGGGGUAGAUGGAAAUAUGACGCCGCUGCAGUACAGUUACAGUUCUCACCCUUCCAAUUAUGCAACACCUGGAGACAGCUCAGUCCCAAUGCUUAUCCCUGGGCAUGGAAGUCAACAGGGUGCUUUGUCUGAAGAUAAGCUCUAUGGUGGCUUCCAUCUCCACGAUUCUGAAGUAUCUACGAAUGAGAUGAAACCAAAAGGAGUUAGCUCAGCUCAGAAGAUUAGUGAACCUGAAAAAAUUCGAUCUCUGGACAAGGAAGCUCCUUUAAAAGAGACAGUGAUGAAAAGAGAGAGCUCUUUCCAAAAGGUAACUGAAACUGAUAAAAGUUGGGCCAUGGAAAAUGAACACACCUUUUCUUCACAUCCAGAUGAUAGUUCAACUCCACAUUACAUGCCAAGGGAAGAACCAUCGUUUCCUAAUUCAGCAGCAGAUAUUGGGCCACCUUUAGUGGGUACAAAAAGUAAUAGAAAGCUCCAGGAACAUGUACAAAACUCAUUGUCUCCUGAAAUUGUAAACGAAGUAAAAAAGAAUAAUCAGGAAAGUCAAGUUUACUCAUUGAGCGCACCACAUGUACCUGCAUGUGGUCCUUCUGAGACUGAUUCUGCUGACUUGAACGGCUCCCUUGAGCCACCUAUGGUUCCUCAGCCGAUCUUUAAAUCCGAGCGAAUUCCCAGGGAGCAGGCUGAACUGAACCGUUUAUCAAAAUCUGAUGACUCUUUUGGUUCUCAAUUUUUACUAACUCAGGCACUUUCUGAACACUCGCAACCAAUAUCGAAUUCAGUUAGUAAAUUGCAGGAGGAGAAUGUUGCUAUGCAUACUGAGCAGUCAUCUUUAUCAUCAAAUCCAUCACAAAGAAUCCCUCAAAGUCUUGUUGAAAAUAUUAAUAAGAUGAACUCUAAAGUUUCUGAGGAGGUGCUUGACUCGAAGUUACAGAAGCCUUAUCAGGUCACGGUCAAAGAUCACUCCACAAAUGAUAAGGAAGCAGCAGGGCUGAAUCAUCAAAUGGCAAGUCAAGGACUUGAUAAGACCAAGGAGGGAUCUACUCUAAGUUCACCAGAGCAUGAAAGGAAGGAAAUUGCUUUCACAGGUGCUGCACGAGGAGAGUCUCCUGCUGGUGUUAACACUUCUGAGCAUGGAGAUAUUCUUAUUGACAUUAAUGAUCGUUUUCCUCGUGAUUUUCUGUCAGAUAUUUUCUUAAAAGCUAGAAUAUCUCAAAACCUUUCAGGCAUCAGUCAUCUGCCUGGUGAUGGAGCUGGUGUGAGCUUCAACAUGGAGAAUCAUGAGCCCAAGAGUUGGUCAUACUUUCGAAAGAUAGCUCAGGAUGAAUUUGAAAGAAAAGAUGUGUCCCUUAUGGACCAGGACCAUAUAGGUUUCUCGUCCCUGAUGGCAAACAUGGGAGGAGUUCCAAUAGAUUACAGCCACCCACCUUUGAAGUCUGAUCGAGGUGCUUUGGGUCACAUUGACUCCAAUAUGGAUUUUGUAGAUGAUAUUAAUCAAGAAUCAACCACUAUGACUGUUCUGAGCUCGAUAAAUUUACAUUCAGAUUACAAUGCUUCUCAGUUUAAGGAGAAGGAAAGCGAACAGCUGGAUGCAGUGAACCCAAGAAUCCCAGAAUCAGAUUAUGAGGAUGGGGAGCUGGAUAUUCAGAACACAGCUGUGCCUCUUGUUGAUCUUAGUCUUGAGGAGUUUGACAUUACAACUUUGCAGAUUAUAAAGAAUGAAGAUCUUGAAGAGCUGAGGGAAUUAGGUUCUGGUACUUUUGGGACCGUUUAUCAUGGAAAAUGGAGGGGAACAGAUGUUGCCAUCAAACGAAUAAAAAAAAGCUGCUUUACUGGACGAUCAUCAGAGCAAGAAAGAUUGACAGUUGAGUUCUGGCGUGAAGCUGAGAUUCUUUCCAAGCUUCAUCAUCCAAAUGUGGUGGCAUUUUAUGGUGUAGUUCAGGAUGGGCCAGGGGGAACAAUGGCUACUGUGACAGAGUUCAUGGUGAAUGGCUCUCUUAGGCAUGUUUUACUUAGCAAAGAAAGGCAUCUAGAUCGUCGUAAGAGGCUCAUCAUUGCUAUGGAUGCAGCAUUUGGGAUGGAAUAUCUGCAUUCAAAAAAUAUAGUGCAUUUUGAUUUGAAAUGUGAUAACUUGCUUGUCAACUUGAAGGACCCUUUACGACCUAUCUGCAAGGUAGGAGAUUUUGGUUUGUCAAAAAUAAAAAGAAAUACCUUAGUCACUGGUGGUGUGAGGGGAACCCUUCCAUGGAUGGCGCCAGAGUUACUGAAUGGUAGCAGUAGUAAGGUUUCUGAAAAGGUUGAUGUUUUCUCCUUUGGUAUUGUUCUAUGGGAGAUUCUUACCGGAGAGGAGCCUUAUGCUAAUAUGCAUUAUGGAGCGAUUAUAGGUGGUAUUGUCAAUAACACAUUAAGACCACCUGUGCCAAGCUAUUGUGAUUCUGAAUGGAGAUUACUAAUGGAGCAAUGCUGGGCCCCUGAUCCAAUUGGCCGUCCAUCUUUUACGGAGAUCGCAAGACGCCUACGAGUGAUGUCUGCCGCUUGCCAAAGCAAACCACAGGGUCACCAGCCACAGAGUCAGAUACCCAAAUGAGAAGAACUCUGAAAUUCAACUGUCCAAUUUUAGCUCUUUUAUUAAGUCAUAUUUCCAAGAGAAGUUCGUUUUAUACUUAUAUAAAGGUGUGUAAUUAUACGAAAACAGACAUGAGAGAGAGAAAGAGAGUGAGGCUACAAGUGAAUGGGUGAAGCUAUAGUUCAUAAUUGGGUUGUAAAUCAUCAUUGGAUGGUUGUGUGCAAAUAGUGAGAAAUUUGUUUAUUAUGUAAAGCUGUUAUUUGUGUUAAUAAUAGUAAAUUUGAACUUUGGUUCUGAUU